CCAGCCAGUUUGCGUCACUGCCUCGCAGAGCGAGCAGAGAGCAGAGCGAGCUGGGGAGAGCAGACAAGUUUGAAGGGGAGGGCAGGCAGAGUUAGCGGCCCCCGAGGCGCUCCUCUCCCACCGCCCAUCCCUUUCCUGUCUUCUUCCCCUCUGCUUCUCUCUCUGCCCUUAACUUUUCCCCGAAAACCUCUUAUUUAGCCAAAGGAAGGAGGUAAGGGGAACACUCUCCCCUCCCCCCUCCAAAAAAACCCCCUAACUUUUCCAGUCCGGAGAUCGCAGGGGAGCGAGUGGGCGCCCAGCUGGCCAUGGAGCUGCUGUGCUGCGAGGUGGACCCGGUCCGCCGAGCCGUACCGGACGCCAACCUGCUCCAAGACGACCGCGUGUUGCAGAACUUGCUCACCAUCGAGGAGCGCUACCUUCCCCAGUGCUCCUACUUCAAGUGCGUGCAGAAGGACAUUCAGCCCUACAUGCGCAGGAUGGUGGCCACCUGGAUGCUGGAGGUCUGCGAGGAGCAGAAGUGUGAGGAAGAGGUCUUCCCUCUGGCCAUCAAUUACCUGGACCGCUUCUUGGCUGGAGUCCCAACUCCGAAGACCCACCUGCAGCUUCUGGGGGCCGUGUGCAUGUUCCUGGCGUCCAAGCUGAAAGAGACCAUCCCGCUGACAGCCGAGAAGUUGUGCAUUUACACAGACAACUCCAUCAAGCCUCAGGAGCUGCUGGAGUGGGAGCUGGUGGUGCUGGGCAAGUUGAAGUGGAACCUGGCAGCUGUCACCCCCCACGACUUCAUCGAGCACAUCCUUCGGAAGCUCCCCCAGCCCAAUGAGAAGCUGUCUCUGAUCCGCAAGCACGCGCAGACCUUCAUUGCUCUGUGCGCCACUGACUUCAAGUUCGCCAUGUACCCACCGUCAAUGAUCGCAACUGGAAGUGUGGGCGCCGCCAUCUGCGGGCUCCAGCAGGACGAGGACGUGAGCUCGCUCACGGGCGACGCCCUGGUGGACCUGCUGGCCAAGAUCACCAACACGGACGUGGACUGCCUCAAAGCCUGCCAGGAGCAGAUCGAGGUGGUGCUCCUCAACAGCCUGCAGCAGUACCGUCAGGACCAGGGCGACGGAUCCAAGUCAGAGGAUGAACUGGACCAGGCCAGCACCCCUACAGAUGUGCGGGAUAUUGACCUGUGAGGAUGUCGGGCGGGCCGAUCGGUGGAGAGACAUUUUCAAUCUGUACUCUCCGUCUCUCCGGUUGUGUUUUGUUCUCUUAUGUUUUAGGAUGAAACCUUAAAAAAAAAUUCUGCCCCCCUACCUAGAUCAUAUUGAAAGAUCUUUUAGAAGUGAGAGAUAAAGGUCCUAUAAAAACGGAAUAAUUAAAAGCAUCUGGUGCCUAUUUGAAGUACAACAGAAGGGAAUCCCUUAUCUAUGCGAACAGUUAUUGUUUGAUUAUGUUAAAAGUAAUAGUAAGAUGCUUACAGGAAAACCUGCAAAGUAGCUAGAGAAAAAAAUGUACGCCUGCAAUAUGGGAACAAAUUAGAGGAGGCUUUUUUUUUCCUUCAUGUUAUGAACUAGCAUGUAUACACCCUUUGUAGGAUAAUUUGGAGGAUCUGCGGAUGCCACUUGUGGCAUGAUUAGAGUGCAAAGCAAUGAACUCGAGAAGGAAUUAGAAAUAAGGAGGGACGUGGUGGGGAGGGAGUUACCAAAUAGUCUAAACGCGAUCGAACCAUUUUGGAUGGAGAAGCGCCCUUGCCCCGACUGCCUGUUUGUAACCAAGUCAAGAGCGUUGCUAGGUCUCUAGCUAGAACGUUUGCUGUCAACAGUAGCUGCUACCUAACAGAUGUGCUGUUUUGCCCGGUGGACGCAGGUCAUUGCAUCCUGGGUUUUGUGUUUUCGGACAUCUUGCUGCUUCUUCCAAACAUGGUUCGUUACGGACACCACCCGAUUUUUAUCUAAAGGGGCAAUCUAGCUAUGGGCCACCCCCCACGCACCCCCCUCCAAAAACAAAAAAACAAAAAAACUCCUAUGAAAUGGAGGCAGACAGAGCCCGAGGGUGGGAUCUGGAAUGGAACCUUUUUCUCCUGACGUGUUAAAAGAGAGUCAUGUGACCUUGGCAUCCCUCAUUCGGAAACAGACGAAUUUUUGGUGCUGAUUGGCAUGUCUGGUCCACAGGCGAGCGUUGUUAUAAACCAUUCCAUUCGAAAAGCACUUUGAAAAAUUGUUCCCAAGGGAUAGAUGGGAUGGUUUAUGCAAAUCAUGCAGAGUAGCUGCCUCCCUUCUUCUCCUGUCCCCCCCUCCCCCCGUUGGGUUACUGUUCUCAUCCUGUAUCUCACAUCCUCUCGUAUCCCCACUGGGACUCAGGACACAUCCCUUUCCGCUGAAAUUCCCAUCACAACACUCCUUCG
Molecule: messenger RNA, 2386 nt
Organism: Vicugna pacos (alpaca)
Lineage: Eukaryota; Metazoa; Chordata; Mammalia; Artiodactyla; Camelidae
Gene: CCND2
Product: cyclin D2
Source: RefSeq, a predicted model, not a curated record